Molecule: messenger RNA, 1877 nt
Organism: Struthio camelus australis
Lineage: Eukaryota; Metazoa; Chordata; Aves; Struthioniformes; Struthionidae
Gene: PLA1A
Product: phospholipase A1 member A
Biological process (GO): triglyceride catabolic process; fatty acid biosynthetic process
Molecular function (GO): lipoprotein lipase activity
Source: RefSeq, a predicted model, not a curated record
UCAAGCUGAUGAAGCAACUCCACAGUCCUGCCACAGUUGUUUUCCCCUAUGUAGUCCUUGUACUUCUAGCGCUGUGGACUAACAGGAAGAUGGCUGAGGAUCUGAAGAGAAAGCCUCUAGUUGUUGUUGCUGUCAUCUGGCUGCUCAGCUCAGCACAGGCAGGAAAUACAGACAAAGUCUUAGAGCAUCUCUGCACUGACUUCCAGAGAGCAAAUUUCCUGCGGGGCAGUAAACUUAAGGUCCAGUUUCUUCUAUUCACCUCCUCCAGACCCAGCUGUGGGGAGCUGAUUUUUGCUGACGAUAGCAUCAAGAACUCCAGUUUCAAUAGCAGCCUGGAAACCAAGAUCAUAAUCCAUGGCUUCAGGGCUUUGGGUACCAAACCUUCCUGGAUUGAAGGGCUCGUCCGUGCCAUACUGCGUGCAAGCCAGGCAAACGUGAUUGCAGUGGACUGGGUUUAUGGGUCUACAGGAACCUAUGCCUCUGCAGUGGAAAACGUCACACGGCUGGCCCUCUCCAUCUCGCGCUUCAUCAGCAAGCUGCUGGCCCUGGGAGUCUCAGGGACAUCUAUCCACAUUAUUGGGGUGAGCCUCGGUGCACAUGUCGGGGGUCUGGUGGGGCACUUCCAUGGUGGUCAGCUGGGACGGAUAACAGGCCUGGAUCCCGCAGGCCCUAAGUACACCAGAGCCAGCCCUGAGGAACGCUUGGAUCCUGGGGAUGCCCUCUUUGUGGAAGCCAUUCAUACCGAUGCUGACAAAUUUCACCUCCUUUCAGAUUUUGGGAUUCGGAUACCUGUAGGCCACAUCGAUUAUUUCGUCAAUGGAGGCAAAGAUCAGCCAGGAUGCCCCCAAUUCAUCUCUGCAGGCUACAAGUAUCUGAUCUGUGAUCACAUGAGGGCAGUACAUCUCUAUGUCAGUGCCUUGAAACAUUCCUGUCCUAUUGUGGCAUUCCCAUGCACAAGUCUUCAAGAUUUUUUAAACGGACACUGCCUGGACUGUGUUGACCCCUUUGUGGCCUCCUGUCCUAGAAUAGGUCUGCUGGAGCAGGCAGGUGUCAACAUGAGAAAGCUGCCCAAGGAAGUGAAAGUUUAUUUAAUGACUAGUCCCUCAGCCCCAUUCUGUGUCCAUCACAGCCUGGUCGAGUUCCACUUGCAGAAGAGAAGAAACACAGUCACCAACAUUGAGAUCACUUUCUGCAGCAACAGCACCAAGGACACUGCGAAGAUCACCAUACAUAAGCAGCAGAAGAUGGGCAAACGGCUUCUGGCCCACAGAGUUCCUCUCUGCCAGAUAAGCAAUGUGACACUGAAGUAUCUCCCCAGGGAUCGAUUUUGGAGGAAGGAUGAGUCAUCCAUCAUCGGCAAGUUCUGCACAGCCUCGCUGCCCCUCACUAACAAUGGGACAACGUUCUGCCUGCCCUGGAACCUCACCCUCCCUGGCAACACAGACCUCACCUUUGAGCUGCCUGCUGCCUGUGCCUAGCACUGCCUCCUGAGCAGGCAGGCGUACCUGAAACAGAAAGGAGUCCAAAACCUAUUGCUUCUCCCUGCUCAUGGACAGUACUUUGACCACGAAGUAUUGAACUGGAUGGGUUUUUUACUCCCUGCAUUAGGGAUAGGACGUCUAGGAAAAGAAACGUGCAGUACAUCAACAAGGGCAUGAUGCAUUCAUUACAGCAAGCUCUCUCAGUUGAAAGGGUGGACUGGGACUUUUAUCUCACCAUUUCUGUCCCCAGCUCUGAAAGCAACUCUGGGCAAGUCAUUUAAUCUCAAUGUUUGGAUCUAUAAGAAAGAAAAAGUGGAGAUAAAUGUCAGUCUUCCCACACAGGGAGUGCUGAGAUGGUUCAUUGGUGUAUUAUUAAAGCUUCCAAAAAUCUUUGUA